AAUCCUUGUGGCUACUCGAUGAAUGGAAUGAAAUCGGAUGGAACAUAUUGGACUAUUCACAUCACUCCAGAACCAGAAUUCUCUUAUGUCAGCUUUGAAACAAACCUAAGUCAGACCUCCUAUGACGACCUCAUCAGGAAAGUCGUGGAAGUCUUUAAGCCAGGAAAAUUUGUGACCACCUUGUUUGUUAAUCAGAGUUCUAAAUGUCGCACAGUGCUUUCUUCGCCUCAGAAGAUUGACGGCUUUAAACGUCUUGAUUGCCAGAGUGCUAUGUUCAACGAUUACAAUUUUGUUUUUACCAGUUUUGCUAAGAAACAGCAACAACAGCAGAGUUGAUUAGGAAAAAUGAAGAAGAAAAAGCGCAAAAAGAGAAGACACACAGGAGGUGGUGGCUGCUUUCUAGAUGCUGAUCCUGAGGGUCGUGCUGACCAUGACCACCACCUCGUAGUUGCAGAAAGCCCUAGGUGUAAUGAUAGUGUAAUCAUUUUGAAGUGUAUGCAUUAUUAUAUCAAGGAGUUAGGUAUCUUGCAUGAAUGCUCUCUUCUGUGUUUAGGUGUUCUAUGCCACUCUCGCUGUGGAACUGAAGUGCAUGUAGAAAAGACCUUUGACUGUAUGAAUCUUUACGACACUUGUGAAAAUGAUACAAUUUGGUUUAUGCACAGUGUAAUAUUUCUGCAGGCAUCAUCCAAAAUUCCCCACAGACAAGGCUUUCGUCCCCAUUAGAUGCAGCCUCAGCUGACAUCUG
Messenger RNA from Mus caroli (Ryukyu mouse), 745 nucleotides. The record is from RefSeq and is a predicted model, not a curated record. NCBI's taxonomy places the organism in Eukaryota, Metazoa, Chordata, Mammalia, Rodentia, Muridae.